This is a messenger RNA of Sporothrix brasiliensis 5110, 966 nucleotides long. Its product is annotated as histidine triad nucleotide-binding protein. Gene Ontology annotation, molecular function: DNA 5'-adenosine monophosphate hydrolase activity; single-stranded DNA binding; mismatched DNA binding. The coding region runs from base 1 to 966 and encodes 321 amino acids. Gene Ontology annotation, cellular component: nucleus. Lineage: Eukaryota; Fungi; Ascomycota; Sordariomycetes; Ophiostomatales; Ophiostomataceae. The record is from RefSeq and is a predicted model, not a curated record. Gene Ontology annotation, biological process: double-strand break repair; single strand break repair. The transcript has a single exon.
AUGGCUUCAAAGGGCAAGCCGAAGCCGAAACAACGGGCACGGGGCGCCUCGUUUCGUGCCAUUGCCGACGCCGGGUUUCGCAAGUUUCAGAGCCGUGAAGCCCUCGGCAUGUACAUUGACAACCCGGGCGCCUACAUGGGCUCCAAGACGUACGCCAGCAGCGACCCCAAAACCGCGCUCUCCGUCGCAGGGCAGGUCAUAUACUACUCGGACAACUUUGUCGCCAUCCACGACAAGUUCCCCAAGGCGUCCGUGCACUGCUUGUUGCUGCCGCGCGACCCCCGCUUCUACCAACAACACCCCGUCUUUUUGCUGAGCCGCCGCGACGACAUCGGCAAGGCAUUCCUGCACGCCAUCCGCGCCGAGGCCGAGAAGCUGCGUGCGAUUGUGGCGGCCGAGCUACGGCGGCGGUUCGGCAAGUUCAGCGCGGCCGACGCAUUGCGAGAAGCCGUUUUGCGCGGCGAGGCCGAUGCCCCGGGCGGCGGCGACUCGCCCUCACAACAGCUACCGGCCGGCCGUGACUGGAGCAAGGACGUCGUGGUGGGCGUGCACGCGCGGCCCAGCAUGAGCCACUUGCACGUCCACGUCUUCUCGCGCGACAUGCACAGCGAAAAGGUGCGGCACCGCAAGCACUACAACUCCUUCACGACGCCGUUCCUCGUGCCACUCGACGAGUUCCCGCUGGCCGCGGACGACCCGCGGCAGCCGCACGACGCACGGAUGUUCGGCAGUGGAGCGUACCCAGGGACAGGCGAGGAUGCCGGGGAUGUCAACGACAGCGGCGAGGACAGCGGCGGCGAGAUGGACGUGGACAGCCGGGGGGCUGUGAGCCGCCCACCACACCACCACCUCAACUAUCUGCAGAGCGACAUGAGGUGCUGGCGGUGUGGUAAGAACUUUGGCAACCGCUUCCAGGAGCUCAAACGGCACUUGGACGUGGAGUUUGAGGCUUGGAAAAGGGAGUAA